AUGAAGAGACAUGGCAUUUGUUCAGCAAUGAAGUCUUCGCACUAUACCACAUUAUUACUUAAGAUAUCCAUAGUUGGAUUGAUCAUCAGCCAGAGUUUAGUGAAAUCGUAUCCGUCGUGGGAUACACCGACUACUCUUACAGAUUUUGGGCGCAAUAUCAGACAACUGCCUUGCGUCAGCCGGAGAUCCGGAGAGACGGGCGUGUGCAUGUUUGCUUACUCGUGCGCCAAAGCUAAUGGCACCCACUUGGGCACCUGCAUCGAUCGAUUCUACUUCGGAAGCUGCUGCAAGACCCAGUUGAUCACGGACAUCGAUGCAGCCAACGAACCGGACAAUUACCUGAACAACGUGGAUAACAAUGACGUUGCCGGUCCGUCCGCGACAACCGAUACAAAAACGGGCGCGCAACUGCAUCAGCAGCAGACGACUGCAGGCACCACCGCCGAUAGGUACAGCACGCUGAGGCCGAGCUCGUAUGCAGCGGCAACAGGUUACCCGCCGUCCACUCCGCAGUCGUACAAGCCCACUGGUCAGUUCACAGUGUCGUCCACUCCGUCCACCACCACGUCAACGUCCACGUCGCGCACCCAAUACACAGAGAUAUCCGUUUCAAGCAACACGAAGCCGACCUACGCAAGCAGCAGCAGCAGCAGCAUCAGCAGCAGUUCGCCACCGACCGGUUCGAUAUCGUCUUCGUACUCGACUACGAUAUCACAAUCGACGAAGCCAAUGCCGUCAACUACUUUCUCAACGGCCAAGCCUAUGGUCAAGCCGACCUCGUUCAGACCGCCACCGAUCAGAGACCAGGCAACCACCUCAACGGCCACAGCCACUGUCACCACGGCUGCCGUCCAAAAACCAAAGCCACAGACCGCAAGACCAACGGUCCAGUUCAGCGUGCCUAGCUCAACGGUCGGCUCAUCGUACGAACCAACUGCGAAGCCCUCCACGACCGGUCAAUCGUACACCACUAUGACAUCGAUGCGUCCCAGCCCACAACACAACUCCACCGUAACGGCCACGUUCUCCACCACCAAACCCGUUGUCAAACCGUCGAGCACCACCUACAAAUCGACGAUCGCAUCCGCGGCCCCGUCCACAACGACCAUGUCCACGACCGCGGCCAUGCAAAAAGUCAAACCACAGACCAUAGCCAAGCCCGCCGCGACGACGACCAAACCGAAACCUACCACCGGCAAACCAGAUGUCACCGGGUCCACUGUCGAAUCCUCGACUGGAUCUACGUACUCGGCUGGAACCACUUACGCGACUGGAUCCACGUACGCGACCCGCUCCACAGUUGAAAACGUCACCGAAAUCAUCACAAACUUCACCGCAGCCACUUCUAAUGGUCAGAAUCAGACUCCAAGUUACGGCAGCAUGACCACGGUCACGUCUACAUCACCGACUCUAGUCACUUGGACCACACUUGAUAAAGUCCCCGCUGUACCGGCUGAAAACACGAAACCACCGCCACCGAGCAUGACGCACAAACCAUCGGUCAUCGACGGUUCGACACUUCCUUCUUGGGUCAAACUUCCAGUAGAGACACAUGAACCCAACACUGUCAGCGCACCGACGAAAGAGAGCAGCUCUGGUGCAUACUCGUCGACGAUGACAAUGUCCAAGCCGACGACCCUCCCUAGUCCGUCGGACAAUGACAUCGUUGUUAUAAAUAACAAUGCUGAAACUACCUACACUAGCACGCAAAAUCCUUCAAGUACAUUGUCAAUGCUCACGUCGUCGACAUCAACGGAUUCCGUCGAAGCAGGAAAUGCUCCUCUCAAUAUGUCUAACUAUAAAGAUGUUUGUGGAAGACGACUUUUCCCAACGGCUAGAAUAGUAGGAGGUGAAAAAGUUUCUUUUGGCAAAUGGCCGUGGCAGAUUUCAUUAAGACAGUGGAGGACGUCUACUUACUUACACAAAUGUGGAGCCGCAUUAUUUAACGAAAACUGGGCUGUAACUGCUGCGCAUUGUGUUGAAAACGUUCCUCCGAGUGACUUACUCCUCAGACUCGGUGAACAUGAUUUAUCAGUAGAAGAAGAACCUUACGGUUACGAAGAACGAAGAAUACAAAUAGUCGCAUCACAUCCACAGUUCGAUCCCAGAACUUUUGAAUAUGACUUGGCACUUUUGCGAUUCUACGAACCUGUAAAGUUUCAACCUAAUAUCAUACCUGUUUGCGUUCCUGAGGACGAUUCAAAUUUUGUUGGAUCGUCUGCCUACGUCACCGGAUGGGGGAGACUAUAUGAAGAUGGACCACUACCUAGUGUUCUACAAGAAGUAACUGUUCCUGUGAUCAACAAUUCUGUUUGUGAAACCAUGUACCGUGCAGCUGGAUACAUUGAACACAUACCAGAUAUAUUUAUCUGCGCUGGUUGGAAAAAAGGAGGUUUCGAUUCGUGUGAAGGUGAUUCCGGUGGACCUAUGGUAAUUCAAAGACCAGACAAGAGAUGGCUACUAGCUGGUAUCAUAUCGUGGGGCAUUGGAUGCGCUGAACCAAAUCAACCCGGUGUAUACACAAGAAUUUCAAAGUUCAAAGACUGGAUCAAUCAAAUAUUGCAAUUUUAA
Macrosiphum euphorbiae (potato aphid) is the source of this 2571-nucleotide messenger RNA. The record is from the annotation of a GenBank genome assembly. NCBI's taxonomy places the organism in Eukaryota, Metazoa, Arthropoda, Insecta, Hemiptera, Aphididae.